This is a messenger RNA of Suillus discolor, 711 nucleotides long. RefSeq lists its product as uncharacterized. Gene Ontology annotation, molecular function: ATP binding; protein kinase activity. NCBI's taxonomy places the organism in Eukaryota, Fungi, Basidiomycota, Agaricomycetes, Boletales, Suillaceae. The annotation marks the transcript as partial. The transcript has 2 exons. Gene Ontology annotation, biological process: protein phosphorylation. The record is from RefSeq and is a predicted model, not a curated record.
ACGGUGGAUCUGUUGCUUCAACACCAGCCACGACGAAAGAGUGACGCACUACGGACUACAAGGACGGGCGACCAACGUGGUCCCCGUCACUAGCGAAGCGCUCACUAAGAAAUAUGGUAACUUCGAGGAUGGAAUGGUGGCCAAGAUAUUUUGGGGAGAGGCGAGUCGCAUCAGCGAGCCGGAGAUCCUGAAAAAGGUUGAGGAGAUCGCUAAGAGGCACCCGACCGUCGAAGAGCAUAUUCCCCAGCUGCUCUGGCACCACAAGUUCACGAAUCCCACGUCCGCCAUUCGAGAAGCGCUUGGUGUUCCUGAACCCACUACGGGAGGUCGCGUGCUCUACAUUCUUGUGUUCCGCAAGCUCCACCCCAUCACGAAGCUCUACGGCAAGGAUCUUUUCGACCCUACAGGCCACCUCACUUUGUGGAAGGAAGGUGUUUAUCAUCGAGAUAUCAGCCCUGGAAACUUGAUGUGGUACAGGAAAGACGGUAGACUGAUCGGUGUCUUAAACGACUACGAUCUAUCCUCGUUGGCGAAUGCAUUGGGUCCUCAGGGAAAUGAGCGUACGGUCACGGUACCGUUCAUGGCGCUCGACCUUCUCACCAAAGAGGGUCAAGAAGGCAAAGUGAAACACCUAUAUCGCCACGAUCUAGAGUCGUUUAUGUGGGUUUUCGCCUGGAUUUUCUUGCGUUAUAGGCAGGGAGUCCUUCUAUC